GGUUGAUGCUACUAUUUGUGCUGUAGGUGGCCAUCCUGAUUCCAUUUAGAAACCGCCAUGAACAUCUCCCCAUCCUCUUCCAACACCUCAUCCCCAUGCUACAGAGACAGCGACUGCAGUUUGCCUUCUACGUCAUCGAACAGAGUGGGAGCCAGCCCUUCAACAGAGCCAUGCUGUUUAAUGUGGGAUUCCUGGAGGCUAUCAAGGACUUGGACUGGGACUGCUUGAUCUUCCAUGAUGUUGACCACAUCCCAGAGAAUGACCGAAACUACUACGGCUGUGGCCAGAUGCCACGCCACUUUGCUGCCAAGCUGGACAAAUACAUGUACAUUCUUCCAUACUGUGAGUUCUUUGGUGGUGUGAGUGGACUCACCGUAGAGCAGUUCCACAAGAUUAAUGGCUUUCCCAAUGCAUUCUGGGGCUGGGGAGGAGAGGAUGAUGACUUGUGGAACAGGUGUUAG
Molecule: messenger RNA, 461 nt
Organism: Micropterus dolomieu (smallmouth bass)
Lineage: Eukaryota; Metazoa; Chordata; Actinopteri; Centrarchiformes; Centrarchidae
Product: beta-1,4-galactosyltransferase 5-like
Exons: 4
Coding region: 96-461 (121 amino acids)
Biological process (GO): glycosphingolipid biosynthetic process; carbohydrate metabolic process
Molecular function (GO): UDP-galactose:glucosylceramide beta-1,4-galactosyltransferase activity
Source: RefSeq, a predicted model, not a curated record